GCUGAUAUUGAUGAAUAGCCUAUCCAUAUCUUUAUUAUCUAUGAUGGCCGUACACUCUUGCGGAUGUCCUCCUACCCACCCCCAGCCGACAGUGUCCAGUCCUGUGUAGUACAACUGGUUCAUGAUACAUAUCGAUACGCAUCGGUGAGACUGUGUGUUGCCAUCAAUCGUUAUCAGACGGUUGUUAGUUUUAAACUGAUAACGAUUAACGGUCUCCGAAAAUCCUAACCACGAUUAUAAAGAGUAACAAUCAAUUAAUGCAUUGUACGAGUUCUUUACUUCUUCACAAUCGUGCUCCGAACAAAUAUCAAAAUGGUAUUACUCUUUUAGUUUUUUGACGAGGUAGUUGGUACUAUUCAUCGUAAUCAUACAGAAAUAGGCGUUUUGAACUUCUUGGUCGUUCAUUUCAUUAGUAAGAGAAUUGGAUCCAGCCUUAAAUAUGUCUACAGUAAGAUGCAAAUUUUAUUUGCAAGGAAACUGCUUUUACGGCGAUUCUUGUCGGUUCUCGCAUGAUCAACCACAUCGCUCAAACACACAAUAUGACUAUGAAAAUCAAUCAAGGAGUAGUAGAAAUACAAGAGAAAGUUAUUAUGAUACUGAUAGAGAUUAUAAUGAUUAUUAUGAGUACGGAGAGGAAAACUAUGAAUCUAAAAGUAAAAACUCCAACUACAGUUAUAAAAAUGAUUAUAAAAGCAGGAAUAAUCAUCACAAUCAAAGAAAUGAUUAUAAAGAAGAUUACGAUUCAAGUAGUCAUUAUGGCAAUCAAGCUCAAAGGCAACGCAAUGUAAAGAAUUAUUAUAAAGAAGACAACAGUCAGGGUAGAAAGAAUGAUUAUGAAUAUGAUACAAACAAAGUACACACCAGCUCAAAUAGGUACAAGAAUUCGGAUGGUCAAAAACAUAGUUAUAGACCCCACGACCCUAAUCUAAAUAAUAGAUUUGAUGAUAAACAAAAUAUUUUGAAACAUUAUGAAAAUGAAAUUAAAACAUACCAAAGCCACAUACAACAACUAUUAAUGUCUAAUAUUUGGCCAUUCACAUGUUUCCACCCUAUUGGACAUCAAUAUCCUAUUCAACCAGUUGGUAGUUUAAACUUGAUUGAUGUAUCAUUUGAAGAAAUUAGAUGUGAUUAUUACCUAACUAAGCAUAUUACUGCCGAUCCUGGUUUGAUACAUAAACGGACUGUUGAUGACCUAUUGUUAAAAGCACAAAGGCAGAAAGAAGAUAUUUUAAGAUUUGAGGACCAAGUACAAGAUGAUAUAAUAUCAACAUUUAAAAAAUGUGAAAAAUCAAAAGUUUCUCAUUUUGAUAACUCUAUACAGAUAGACCCAAAUAGUUACUGGGAUAUGUCUAUCAGGUCUUUGAAAACGCCUGAGAAUAAAAAAAGCGAACUGGAGUCAUUUAGUUUUGUUUCCACAAAGAACAAUAAUAAUAACACUAAGAAUGAGCCACAAUUGAAGAUACUCAUGCAAACUGAAGUAUAUGGUAAAAUAGACAAUGAUGCAUUUGCUCAAGAUCAUUUUACUGAGUUCAUACCAAUUAUGCCUCCGCCUAGGAAGUACUGUGUAUAAUAAUUUUUUAAAAAUAAAUAAUAAAUAAUUAAGAUAAGUAUAUUUUUAAAUUUGUAAAAUUAGUUAAUAAAAUACAAAUAAUUGCUUUA
This is a messenger RNA of Myzus persicae (green peach aphid), 1659 nucleotides long. RefSeq lists its product as uncharacterized. Lineage: Eukaryota; Metazoa; Arthropoda; Insecta; Hemiptera; Aphididae. The transcript is spliced from 6 exons. The record is from RefSeq and is a predicted model, not a curated record. Gene Ontology annotation, molecular function: metal ion binding. Bases 440 to 1570 code for a protein of 376 amino acids.